Molecule: messenger RNA, 8050 nt
Organism: Colletes gigas
Lineage: Eukaryota; Metazoa; Arthropoda; Insecta; Hymenoptera; Colletidae
Product: disintegrin and metalloproteinase domain-containing protein 10-like
Exons: 18
Coding region: 937-4398 (1153 amino acids)
Biological process (GO): Notch signaling pathway; membrane protein ectodomain proteolysis
Cellular component (GO): plasma membrane
Molecular function (GO): metalloendopeptidase activity
Source: RefSeq, a predicted model, not a curated record
GUCGGUACGCGUACAGAGGCGGGUAAGAGAUCACCGAGAGAGGAACAACAACGCGUUAGCUAGUCGAUAAGAAGAGAGAAAGAAGGAGAGUUCGUUAAGCGUCGGAAGUGAGGGGGCGGAGGUGCAGCACAGCUGGGUCGAAGGGGAGAGUAGUGGGGGAAGUCGUUGUCCUCGGAGUGUUGGUUCGCGCGAGCACGAGUGCUCUCGUCAGUGCGAUGCGGAACGCGUCUCUGUCGCGUCGGUUUUUCAUAGUUGCGUAUCGCGUGUGGUCUCUUUUUCGCUCUCCGUCUCGGCCCGUCCGUCCCUCUGCUAUCAAUUACUUCUUUGUUCAACCCUUUUAGAGGGAAGACGGUGCGCGACACGCGUGUGCGAUAUUGUGAAUAGUUUGUGCGGUGCGACAGAAAUGCGGUACAACGACCGCACGAAUGAGUAAUCGACCGAGAACCGGUCGGAAGGACGAGAAUCCCGGCGGAAAGGACGCCAGCCCGUGGCAGGAUCGAGCCGCUGUGCAUAGGUACUAUAGUUUCAGGAGGUAGAAAAUCGAUCGGCGGCGGAGGAGAAGAAAGAAGCGGAUAGGACCGGAGGAAGAAAAAAAGAAAAAAAGAGAAAAAGGGAAAAAAAUAUAGCGAAAGCGAGGUAGGAUCGAAAGGUUGAGCAUAUUAUCGAGAAGAAAAAGAGAAAGAGAAGGUAGCGGAAUAUCGCGUCUCGUUGGAGGAGGAUAAGAGGGCAGGCGUAAAGAGGAGAGAGAGAGAGAGAGAGAGAGAGAGAGAGAGAGAGAGAGAGAGAGGGAGGGGGUAGGGGGGAAGGGAAGAAAAAAGCGUAGAAGCGAGAAACAGUGAUGAAUCUGACGGGUGACUCUGAGAGCGCGGUGGUCGGCUGUUCGAGGAAAGGCAGAUAGCGGUAUUAGUUGUUGCUGGGCCGGAGAACGUCGAGCCGAUGCUUGCCACGGCCCUGGCCAUCGACGGAGAAGGGGCAGACGACGAAGAGGAGGAGGAGGAGGAGGCGGAGGGGGCUAGCAAAGGGCACAGUGAGGCCCAGAGGGGUGCAAUGUACCCCUCGACGUCCAAGGGAGAUUAUCCGUUCGGAAGAGCCCUGAUUUUGUUCCUGGUGCUCGGUUGCCUUUUCACCGUUGUCGAUGCUUCGCCUCUUAAUUCCCUGCCACCGCACACAGGUAUCACUCACGGCUCGUACAUCGGGUAUUACGAGAUGGCCUCUUACGAUACCGCGGCCUUGAGACAACAUCGUAACCGGAUGCGUCGCGAUCUCAGCAACGUCGUCGACGAUCAACCUCUGCUGCUGCACCUGAAAACGCUCGACAAACAGUGGACGUUACGUCUGAUUCGAGACAUGGGAUUGUUUAGCAAAGACGCGACGUUCGAGAACACCGAUGGACCGAUCUUCUUCGACGCGUCGCACACUUACGCGGGCACCGUGUUGGAAGACGAGAACACCCUGGUGCAGGGCAUCGUGACGGAGGACGGUCUCUUCGACGGCACCGUCGUCACAGCAUUCGAGGAGUAUUACAUCGAACCUACGAGUAGAUACUUGAACACAGGCGAGGAUACGUCACCGCCGUACCACAGCAUAGCUUAUCGCGCAUCGGACGUGUUGACGCCGCAGCGUUCCUUGCCUUGCGCCAGUCAUCGGUUGCAUCGCGAAACCGUUGCCGGAUCUCUACUCAGAGAAAAGAGCCAGGAGAACGAUUCCCGGACGUUUUACGAACCGCUGCUCGGCGAAAACGUUGCUCUCUACUCGAGGGAAAACAGUGCACGAGUUUUAACUUUGAAGAAGGAUAACGCCGCGGCACGUACGGAAACAACGAGCAACGGAGAUCGCAUCGCGAGACAUUUGCACAAACGUGCCACCGUGGAUCCGCGGAAAACUACCUGCAUGCUCUACUUGCAAGCGGAUCAUCAGUUUUUCGCACGAUACGGCACGGAGGAGGCUUGCAUCGAGGUGAUGACGAGACACGUGCAGAGGGUCAACUCCAUUUACAAGCACACCGAUUUCAAUCAAGAUGGAAGACCGGACAACAUCAGUUUCAUGAUAAAACGCGUCAAAGUUCACAGCGAGGACGCGCUCAGAGAUCCAAAUUAUCGAUUCCCGGGCAACUACGGCGUGGAAAAGUAUCUGGAGCUCUUCUCCGAGGAGGAUUACGACGCGUUCUGCUUGGCUUACAUGUUCACGUACAGGGACUUUGAGAUGGGAACGUUGGGCCUCGCAUGGACCGGUGAUUUGAAGAACGCUGGCGGUGUUUGCGAAAAGAACGGCCACUAUCGUGGCAGUAUGAAGUCGCUCAACACGGGAAUAGUCACUCUGCUGAAUUACGGCAAGCACGUACCGCCUGCAGUUUCUCACGUCACGUUGGCCCACGAGAUCGGUCAUAACUUUGGUUCACCGCACGAUCCGGAACAAUGCACGCCCGGCGGAGAGGAUGGAAACUUCAUUAUGUUCGCUCGUGCUACCAGCGGCGACAAGCGUAACAAUAAUCGUUUCAGCCCCUGCAGCUUGACUGCCAUAAACCCGGUUUUGAACAGCAAAGCUCGUUCGCCAAAGGGCUGCUUCAGCGAGCCGCAAGUGUCGUUGUGUGGGAACGGCGUAGUCGAGGAGGACGAAGAAUGCGACUGCGGAUGGGAAGAAGAUUGCAGGGACUCGUGUUGUUUUCCGCAACGUCGAUAUCCACCGGCGGGUGAGACUCCGUGUACACUUACGCCGGGAUCCGUAUGCAGCCCUAGUCAAGGUCCGUGUUGCACCGCCGAGUGUAAUUUACGAUUCGGCGAUAAAUGCAGAGACGACAAUGGAUGCCGUGACGCGAGCUUCUGCGACGGCCGGUCACCCUACUGUCCUCCUUCCAUCAACAAGCCCAACAAGACGAUCUGCAAUCGCGAAUUCGUCUGCUUUAUGGGAGAAUGUACCGGUAGCAUAUGCCUUGCGUACGGUUUGGAAUCGUGCCAGUGCAGCCCAGGGCCGAACGAUACUUCGACCAAAGCCUGCGAACUCUGCUGUCGUCUUCCUGGAGAGAAUCAGCCUUGCUUGUCCUCCUUUGACUGGAACUCUCCGCCCUACGAUAUUCCAGACAUGUUUUCGAAACCAGGAACACCGUGUAACGAUUACAACGGAUACUGCGACGUUUUACAAAAGUGUCGAGAGGUGGAUCCAAGCGGCCCGCUAUUGAAUUUGACCAAAUUUUUGCUAUCCGACGAGAGUCUUGCCAUUUUUCGUCGUUGGAUAAUCGACCAUUGGUACGCGGCUGCUCUGAUCGUUUUAGCAGCGGUCUCGUUAUUGGUGGCGAGCAUGAGAGUACUGGGCAAGCAACCGGAUCUGAAGCUCAAGUCGGUCACGAUAAUACACAGCUCGACGACGGAAACGGUACGUCUGCCGCCAGAAGGGACGGAGGGUGUCACGGUGCAUCCACCGGCAGUGCGCGCCAAGCUUCCGCUUAGCAGAAAAGUCAGGGAAAAGAGGAGACAUCGGAAGCAUAAAGAUCCUCAUGGGAACAACGAUAACUCUGCCAAGGACGCCGCGUCGAAGAAGAAGAAGAAUAACAAGAAGAAAGCUAGUACGCAGACGCAGGCAAAGAGGACGUCCGCGAAUCCCGGCGAGGACUUUGCCAGGAAGAGGUCGGCCGAGCCAACUACCGGCGUGAUUCAAGAGAACAAACGAAAAAAGACUGUCCCGUCUCGAGAUAAACAAAAUUCCGGCAACAACGUGGUGAUGAUGGCCGGUGGUAACGCUGACAAUGAAAAAAGGAAACGUUUCAAGAAGCAACAGAAGAAAGAAGUGAUCGACUAUUCGGCUAUUCAGGCUGAAAAAGAACCCGAGCCGAACGCCGACCCUAAGAGCAAAGUUCGUUCUUGGUUGCUGGCCUCGUCUCAGUGUCAACCGGAAACGACAAGAACGAACGCGACGACGACCGGUCUGCCAAAGAGCAAAUCCACUCCCGUGGGCCUGACGAGCGGCCAGGUCGGAAACAGGUUACCGGCGCCGAGCAGACAGCUCGUCGCUGUCAGAAGGCCCGUCGAACCGAAGCCUUUGCCUGGCAUCAAACCGCGAAAAGAGAGAGCAAAGUUGCAAGUAGUUUACAAACCGCCGUUCAAGUUCAGCGUCAAGCUGCGAAAGUCGGACAAGGUGGCUCAGCUUCCUGCUGCGGCUGCUUCUCAGCCGACAAACACGAAUCACGUUAACGGCAGAUCGAAACUUCCGAGGACAGGCGUUUUGCUCAGGACGACCAAGAAGAAGGACAGGGUGAGAAUCGGCAGAGCCAGGCAAAUAGCGCCUACAGGAAUAGGAAACGGUACCGGUGAUUUAACCGAGCCGGUAAAUUCUGACAUUCAUACCGUUCCUUCCGAUCUCGAGGUACUGCUAUCCGAGAGCGAAUUUCUAUUCUCGGACACGUGACCACGGUGAGAGACAAUAUCCGAAUCUGACUGUCGCGCGACAACCAUCCUCGACGGAAACGAAAAUCACCGGUGCAUCGAGAAAUCCCGUCCGACCGAGUCGAGAUAGACCACCAGUGUUUCAUGUUUCACGCGCCAUCCUGUGCUCUAACUAAACUAUACCAUAUCGCGCCUAAUUCUCUCAACGGAGAGACGCUCAACGCCUGCUCGAUCACGAAUCAAACUAGGCAGGCAGGCAGGCAGGCAGGCAGGCAGGCAAGCUCCUCCUCCUCCUCCUCCUCCUCCUCCUCCUACUCCUCCUCCUCCUACUCCUCCGUUUUAUCCUAUUUUACCCGGUAUGGCUGCUGGCCAUCUUUCUUCUCUCUUUUAAACAAACAAGUUUACGCAACCCCAAACGAGCUUCCAUCUUUUACCGAGCUGGAAUUUAGUUCCUUACGGGUUCUAAUAUCUUGACGAGCAACCACACCGCCAUCGCGCACGCUUCUCGCUCUUGUUCGUCUCUUCCUAAACCAAUCGAAACAUCGGUAUGUACCACACGUGGAUACGUAAACGGGUAACGAUCACGGAAAAACGAUGCGCACUGGUACUGUACACACCAGUGAUAGUUUCCCACGAGAUCCAACCCAAGUUUUCUUCUUCCAAAGAAAAGGGGCCAAAUUCAACUUUUAAAAGACUAUUGUGCAUUCAUGAUUGCGCGUGUACGACGUAAAGGUAAAGCAACAGCAUAGAAUCGCUUGCCUCUACCACGAACAAAACUAAAUAAAGUCGUGCACAAAUUUUACUUUCCGUCUGCAGGCUAUUUUUCGAUUCAUUUCCAAUCACGAUUUCUCUACGGAGUGACUCGAAAUACAUAUACGAUACGUUCCAUAAGAGGGGACACAAUGCGUGACGAUUACUUGCAAAUUCGAGUAACAGUUUUUCGAAAAAUGUCUCAACCUUUUGGCAUUUCUUGUUUUCCAUCGUUGCAAGAGGCGAAUUGUAACGUGAUCCAUUGGCCUAUUUUCGAGACACGCAAACGCCUAAACUUAUCGCUGUAUCGCGUGCCUAUUAAGUAUACCGUACACCGUACACCGCUCUUCGAAACUUGGAAAAGGGAUCUCACAGUUAGAAGAAGAGAAGUUUGUUGUUUUGUUGGCGAUGAUGGAUGUGAGAGGGAUACGACAGGAAGCUCGCAGACGACUUAAAGACGACGUAAUCAUGACAAGACGCGCAGAAUUUCAGUACUUUGUUACGAUCGCAACGAUCGCAACGAUCGCGUUCGGUUCUCAAAGUCAGUUUUUAGUUUCCACAUUUUCGGAAGAUCGUUGAUCGAACAACGCCUUAACUUUGAUACUUGGCCUGCGCUUGCUGUUUAUCUAACAUACUGUUUUCAUGGUUCCUAUUGCCGGCAAUUCCUAAUCGCAAUGUGUAAACCUUGCCGGAUUAUUUGUAUUUCCAGUGUGUAAGCGUUGAUAGUGAUGAUGAUGAUGACGACGAUGACGACGACGACGACUACGAGGAUGAUGAUGAUGAUGAUGAUGAUGAUAAAACUCGUUGAACUAUUUAUAUUUUUGAGACUGUACAAAUAUACGAGAAUCAGCGACACGUUACUAGGUUUCCGUGAAUUUUAGUUCCCCCGUCGGAUUAUAGAUCGUUAGAUAGACAGAAUUAUCGAAACUUAAUUAGUUGUACCGACUGCGCGGUGCUAUUAAUCGAUACGCUUACUCUAUUAAAAUGAUUUUGCGUCCAUGAAAUAUAUUUCCCCUUUUAUCGUUGUAAGUGAUUCUUGCGAUCAGUGAGUUCAAGUUCCUUUCGUUCAUGGGUCAGACGAGAGCUUAUCUUUUACUUUUAAAACUACAUUUUUUGUGUAAAAAUACUCGAGCUUUCCUUGGACUCGUACGAGAAGCUCUUCUUUUUAAAACGUUCGUCAAAGAUCCCGUUCCGGGUAACGGUUACGAUUUUAUGCGUGAUAAGAUGGAAAACAUGUUCGAAAUGUGCUAUGGACUUGCAAGAAUGAUGUUUUAAAGAAAAAGAAAACGCUUCUGUGUACGGUGCCUGUCGGUGUUACGACCGAGCGCGAUAAACGGUUUCAUCGACGAAAAUUUAUAAAUACGCUACGAACAAAACCAACGAUACAUUUUUAAGAAUUUAUGAGCAGAUUUGAUGACCACCGUCGAUGAGACUCGUUGCAACUUGGGACGACGGAGGUGGGCAAAUCUCUCUUUCAAAGUACAUACUCGUAAACAUAAAUACUGCGGCAGAAUGAACGCGUAAGAGAAAGGAAGGAAGCGCUCCCAUUUGCUCAUCUCCGAAUCAACCUGUACGAAUAAAUGAAAAGGAUUGAAAUGAAAAAAUAAUCCGUUGCUUGUGUGUAUGCAUACGCGUGUGCGUGUAAGUACGUGUAUUUGAAUCGUAAGGGUACGCGAUUGUAUUAUCGAUAGGUGAAUUUCUCUGUACGUAGAUGCUCAAGAAUCAGGCGCAAAUCGAGGUUCGAUCGGAUAUUCGAUUCGCGCGUGACUGAUAUUUAACGAAAGCAACCGUUGGCCCGAUGCAGCAGCCUCGGCCCACGAUCCGAUCAAAUUUCCACGAUUCGUUUUUCUUCGCGAGUUCUUUCAGGCCCGAAAAUAAUCAAUUCCAUAAAGAAACUCUAUCAAAUGGAAGAAAAUAAUUGAUCGACGCCCGAUCGAGCAAAGGGUCUGAAAGUCGAACCAAGAUUAACUUUGCAGAAAGUUGCAUUGGUCGAGCGAUGCGAUCAACGAGUCGACGUAGACGAAUAUGUAUGUAUAAUGGGUUGCGUAAUAAGGUAAUGUGAUUUUACUUUUAAGACCGAUCUGUGUUAAAUUUCAGAGUCCGAGACUUUACCGGUUCUGAGCCAGUGGUGAUGUCGGCCGAUCGACACCACGAUGUUAUUCGUUCGAUACCCCGAAACGUUUCCAUUAGAUAAUUUAGUUUGCCAUAGAUCAGGACACACAGGUUCCAUAUAGCGUUAGAUAUAAAAAAUAGUAGUAUUAAAGUUACAGCAUAUCCAAUUUAAAAUUAACGAUCUAUCCAAGAAAAUUCGAGGGGGAACGAUAAAAUAAUUUUUUUUUUCACGAUCUCAGGAAUACUUUUUGCGACUCUGUUUUUACAGUGUUAUCGUUUUCGAGCGCGCAUGCCGUUUAAACGGUAAACAGUACUAAUUUACCCGUUUCUCAUCGUUACACGAUUAACGACGAUGAACGUUUUAGUUCGUAAGCAAUUACGGCGACUAGCCGAUCACUGAGAAAACUAACAUUCGUACUUGUAGUGAUUCCUAACGCUCGGGUGUCCAUUGGCUUCCUACUCCAACACCCCUCCCCCCCCCCCCCUUCUUUGUUCGUUUGAUCGAAAUGACCAAGAGAAGAACAAAAUGAAGAAAACAAUAGGUAUGAUCGGUCGAGAAUUAUUAUCUCGACUACAAAGAAAAAUCCGAUCCGCGGAACAAAGAACAUCAAGAACGGUCGAACGUUCCCGUCCGAUUUUUCAUCGUUCAACACGCCCGAGGCGAGACUGUUCAUUUAUCGCGUACUUACAUAUGUAUGUAUAUCCUAUACAAGAUAGGGCUGCUGUAUUUUUACACGGACUUUGUACAAGCAACGAGAGCCUCGCCUCUCGCGCGCGCGCGCGCACACACACACACACACACACACACACGA